AUGGCGCUUCUGCCCUGGCUUUCACCAUUCAGAGGCAAGCCUGAUGCUAUCGAGAGCAAUGAUGUCCAAGCCGCCAGUCGAGGCACAGUGGACGCAGUGACGCCCUCUGAGGAUAUGGACUUCAAUGCCCUCGCAGACAAAGUGGAAGCUUUACAGUCUGAACUCGAAUAUGCUCAUGAACUUUGUGGCGAAGCAAACCUUCAAUUUGACAAAUACCGCACAGAAAUUCACGAACUCCGCAUGUUGCUGGCAUCUGAGCAGCAAAGAAGCGACGAAGCGGACCGCUUACUUGUCGAGGAGCGGCAAAAAUAUGUGGCACUCCAGGCACAGGUUAGGAGCCUUCAAAACAGCUUGCGAAACGGGUCUGUUCUUGCCGGUCAACUCCAAGCAAGACUCAACACCGAGAUGGCGUCUUUGAGAGCUAUGACUAAAUAUACCCGCAAAGUCGAGGAGAAGUUGAUUGACACCCAGCUGGAUCUAGAAUACCUCAGGUGUACCACAAGGCCCGAGCCGCUUAAGGACUCUUUAGUCACCCCUGCACUGGACUUUCCUCUGCCGGCGCAACCAUUUGUUGUGGUGCUAGUGGACGGCGAUGCAUACUUUUGGGCUCCUGAUAUUUACAUAAAUGGCGAUGCUUCUGGCCCGGGUGCCAUAGCCGCUACGAGAAUCCGUAACGAAGUCGUCAAAUAUCUCUUGAAUCAGAGUGGAACCGUUCCCGUGACAUCCAAGGUCGUCACUCGCGUUUUCCUCAACUACGGGAGUGCGGGUCGACUGGGGAUGCUGCAAAGCCGACAUCGAGCUGGCCGUUCAGGUGUGGCCGUGGCCGAUUUUGCAGUCCAGUUCACCGAGAAAAUCCCCUUGUUCGAUUUCUUCGAUGCAGGAAGAGGGAAAGAGAGGGCGGAUGACAAAAUUAGAGAAAAUUUCCAUCUUUAUCUGUCGACGCCGAACUGUCACGCUAUAUUUGUUGCUGCCUGUCUCGACAAUGGGUUUGCUCGGAUGCUCGAGCAAUACAGUGACCAUCCGCUGGCUCGUCAAAAGAUCGUUCUGGUCUCGCCUGGCUACGUCGCCAUUGAGAUCCAGAGAUUGGAGUUCAAAGUGGUUGAGUGGCCUAGUGUGUUUGCUGUACGGACGAUACCUCCCGAUGCGGUGGCCAAACACAAGAAAGAAAUGCAGAGAGCACGCACCCAGCGCAGUGUGUCUACACCGGCAAUGACUUCGGGAGAUGCUCUGUCCAGGUUAGUACCACAGUUGUUGGACUUGGUGCCUGCCUGGGAUCCGAACAGAGCGAUGAGCAAGGUGUCGAACGGCGUUGGCUUCAGGGUUCAGCAAGCAGCAGCUGGUGUUAUCGAGAGGCUUGAUCUUGCACAGAUGGUCGAGACCGACGCAGACAUCGACUGA
Molecule: messenger RNA, 1398 nt
Organism: Fonsecaea erecta
Lineage: Eukaryota; Fungi; Ascomycota; Eurotiomycetes; Chaetothyriales; Herpotrichiellaceae
Exons: 3
Coding region: 1-1398 (465 amino acids)
Source: RefSeq, a predicted model, not a curated record